Messenger RNA from Prorocentrum cordatum, 11757 nucleotides. NCBI's taxonomy places the organism in Eukaryota, Dinophyceae, Prorocentrales, Prorocentraceae. The record is from the annotation of a GenBank genome assembly.
AUGGACAAGUGCCGCGAGGAGGGGUGCCACCCUUACGAAUUUCACGUGGACAAGACAAGUUUUAACAAGUUCCUCGCGGACUUUGACCGCCCUGGCAGUACGAUGCGGUACACUGCUGACGCCAUGGACGUUCAGGUCGUGAAGAAAUGGGCGCUGGCCGCCGAUGACGCAUACGGCACGAGCAUCGCGCUGUUGGGGCUGAUCGUGUGCGCCCAUUUCAAGUCCCUGCGGACAUGGGGCGUGAUCAAUCGCGCUUUCCAGCGCACUGUGAAUUGGGCCCGUCUGAAGGAAAAGCUCAUCCUCUGCGGAACCCUGUGGGGCAACAAAACCAGCCAUGCAAUUUAUUCGGGUGCUAACAUGAGCGGCAGUGGCCUCCCGCCUCGCGGCCGGACCUUCCACGACCGGUUCCCUCACUGGUUCAAAGUCGUGCAGCAUAGUCGCCCGUUCAAGCAGAACUGCCACCUGCUCCGUCGCGGUGUCCGGUCUCUUCAAGACGGGCGGAAGCUCAGAAAACAAUUGGAGAGCGUGCGCUCGGUCGUCCCUGGCCUUCUCGGGCCGUACCACUUCAAGAUGUUGAUGGACUUCCUCGUGGCUGCAGAUUCUCGGGGAGGCGCGGCGAAAGGCUUGCGAUACCUGGCGAACAUCGACGAGGAUACCAACACGGGGGAGAAGCAGUUGGAGAAAAUGCUGGUGGAAGUCGCCCACCGAGUGGCGGUCCAGUCGUUAACUUGGAGCGGCCCCGGGGGUGACACACUGGGCACAGUGGGCGCAGCCUUGUGCUGGAUCAAACGCCAGAACACUGCGGCAUCUUCGUCAUCUUUUGCCAACCGCUUCGAGGAGACCAGCCAGCCCCUGUGGGAGCGCGAGCUUCGCGCAUUAGCGGAGGUCCCGUUUGGCAUGGUGUCGGAGCCCCUAGACUCGUUUGACAUGGUGUCGGGCCCCUUGGCGGCCUCUCUCGGCCCGCGCCGCCGCGGCGGCGGCACGGCCGUGGCGAUGUUCGGCGCCGCGGGGGCUGGCGCGGGCGCCCCGCCUGGCCCGCCUGGGUUGGGCCCUGGUGGGGGGCUCCUCGGCGUUGGCGGCGGCGGAGCGCUGGGCGGCUUUCUGGGGCUGCCGCCUGGCGUCGGCGCCCUGCUCCCGCCGCCGCCUGCCGGAGUGGCCGCUGGAGCUGCCGCGGCCGCGGGCGGAGCCGCCGCAGGCCCCGCAGCACCAGGAGGCGGAGGCAAGGCGGCGGCGAAGCCCGGGAUGGGCGGCAAGGGCGGCAUGGGCGGCCCAAUGGGCGGCAUGGGCAAGCCGCCUGCCGCCCCGCCGCCCGCUGCAGGACGCGGCAGAGGUGCCGGCGCUGGAGCAGGAGCGCCAGCGGCCAUGGGGGGCCCCGCGGUGCCGGGCCUGAUCCCAGGGAUCCCCGGGGUGGGAGCCCUCGUGGGGCCACCCGCUCACGCUGGGGGUGGAGCCGGCCUCGCCGUGGCAGGGCAGGCCGCCCACGCGGUGCCAGCCGCCGCCGCGCCUGUGCCCUUGGGCUGGCAGGCAGGCAUGCCCGUGGCGGGCGGGGCGCUGCCGCAGUUCGGAGCAGCGUUCGCCCAGCCAGCGGUGGCGGGGGUCGCGGCGGCGGCGCAGCAGGCUGGGCCCUGGGUAUACGUGCCCAUGGCGCCCCAGGCAGUGACCCACGGCCUCCUGGGGCUGAGUGCCGGUUGCCGCGUCGAGCUGGUGAUGUACGAUGCUGCCUGUCAGCCGAGCAGGACGACGACGAUGACAGUGACAGGGCUCUACCCACCUGACGCGGCAGGGGAGUUCGUGGAGUGCGCAGUGGAGAGCAGCAGCGACCCUCUCUACCUGCCGAUCCUGCAGGGCAUCUUUGCGAUGGGAAGCAGCGUGGUGCACCUCUGCACCCAGGGCGUGGCGACAUGCUGUCGCACGACCGCCUGGCCAGGGCGCAACGUGGUGCACUCGGACACGCUGCGCGUGCUGGGGGCGGCCGGGCCUGGAGGCGGAGCCGCUGAUGGCGCUGGAGCUGCCCCGCCUGGCGCCCUCCCUGCAGGAGCUGCGCCGCCCGCCGCUGACGCAGGCCCAGUGGUGCCGGGUAAGAACGCAGGUGGGGCCCCCAAGGGCUCAGGCGGUGCCGACGGUGAGGACGUCGAUGGCAAGACGGCCGAGGAGAUGAGGAAGAUCGUCAAGAGGCUGAAGGAGAAGCUUCAGAGGAAGCGCUCGAUGGGCGAGGCGCUGGCCGAGCGCGCGGAGGCUGCGCUGGAGGGCCGCCGCAGCCGCAAGAAGCAGAAGAACAGGGACAAGGAUAGUUCUGACAGUGCGAGUUUUGACGAGGCCCCGACCGCUGGUUCCGGCCGCCGAGUGCAGAAGCUGGCCCGCUCCGACCCCGGGGCGCUCAUGGCGGCGGGUUUGAAGCAGAUCCGUGAAUACUUGGCGCAGCGGGGCGGGGCCGACAACGAUGAUGAGCUGGAUAAGAUGGCGUCCAACGUGGUGCAGUAUAUCACGAGCGUGUGGCACGGCAUGCACCCUCAGAGCGAGAUGGGCGUGCGGAAUGUGCGCGAGAUGAGGAUGGUCGGGGAGUGCUUGGACGCCCUCACGAGGGGCGAUCUGCCACAGCUGGGCGACAUGCUGAUGCAGAGGCUGAAGGCCAUCGAGCAGGCCACCAAGGACGGGCACUGGAAGGUGGCCGAGCACCUCGAGCUGGUCGACUCCACCGACAUCGGGCUGGCCAGCAGCGCCGAGGUGUCGGCGGCCGUGGCGACCUACUCGGAGGGCGCGAAGCUGAAGGAGCGCCUCACUCGAGCGGGCAGUGAGGAGAGCGUCGCCGAGCCCGGCAGCCGGGACAGGUUCGAGGACGACGUGACCACGGAGGCGAAGGCAGGCAACAAGGGCAAGCCGAAGGGCGACAAAGGGCAGCGCCGCGGGACGCCACCUUGGCGCUCGUGGAACCCGAAGGGCAAGGGCGGCACGAAGGGUCAGGCCCGUGGCAAGGGCAAGGCGUGUGACUGCACGUCCGACGGCAGCUGGGAGUCCGAGAUCACCUUCUCCUCGUACCUUGAGGAUGAGUGCAACGGCGCCGCUCAUGGCGCAGUCUCGGACGAGCCGUCCACGCGAAUUCACGACUAUCCCUACUUGAACCAGACGCGUGCCGCCAGUGAGCUGGGCAGUCUCUGUGGAGCUCCAGUUCGUGUUGUUGGACGCCGUCUAGCUGAUCUCAGUACUUCUUCGCCCGCGUCGAGCGGGGCACUUGGCAAUUUUGAUGCGAAAUCGUACGAUGAUAUCCUCUCACCACUGACCGCAGGGAACGGACGGCGUGACUUGCUGCCGUUGCCCUGCGUCGAUCUGACGAUCGAGGAGUUGAGCAUGAACGGCGUUGUGUUCGGCGAAUCGAAGCCAGUCGAUCCCUCCUUCGAGGACGACCUGAACGGCUGGCUGAAGCUCACCGUCCUGAGCCUGAACUUCCAGUACGCGCUGGGGGGCAAGCACCCCGGUCUCAAGAUGGCCCCCUGGGAGGUGAGGCACGGGCCCGCCAGCGCGGUGCAGCUGAAGGCCCUGAGGUUGCUGGCCAGGAGUGUGGGCACGUUCUUGUGCCAGUACGAGGGCUCCGUGGCGAACCUCGACUGGACCCAGGAGCUGAAGUCGUCGGCAGUGAGCUACACGGGCAUGGAGGUGUACCCAGCCGAGCAGCUGGACCGCGAGCGCCUCUUGCUCGCCCUGCCGCCGAAGGAGGCUUGCGGCUCGGUGCUGGCGACCGAGGUGAGCGAAGGAUGGAUAAGGAGCGUGCUGGAGCACCCGGAGUGGGUGAUGAAGAGCCCCGCGGAGCUGGGCGAGAUGCCCAAGACCCCGCGCGUCUGGGCCGAGGAUGACGAGUGGGAGCUCAUCGCGGCCGAGCUCGUGAACAGGGGCAUCCUCGUCCCGAUCGAGGCCGACGAGAUCGUGAAGGUCAAGGGCCGUCGCGUGCUGGGCGGCCUCUUUGGUGUACGAAAGUCGGGACACGCCAAAGACUCGGGGCCGCAGCGGCUGGUGAUGAACAUCAUCCCGAGCAACUGGAUGCAGGAGACGGUCCAGGGGGACAUGGGUCUCCUCCCGACGACAGACAAGUGGAAGAGCAUCAUCUUGAGGAGCGGCGAGGUGAUGAUGAGCUCGUCGGAGGACCUCAAGUGCUGCUUCUACGUGUACCGGUUGCCCGCGGUGUGGCACAAGUACAUGGCGCUCUCCAAGAAGGUGAGCAGGUCCUGCAUCGGUCUCGACGGGACCGGCGAGGUGCACGUGGCCGCGGCCGUGAUCCCGAUGGGCUGGGUGUCGGCGACAGGCAUCAUCCAGCACAUCCACCGGCGGUUGCUUCGUGAGUGGCUGGAGGGAGUGCCUCCGCUGCCUGAGGAUCGUGAAUUGCGGCGUGACCUUCCUCUGCCUCCACAUCGCGAGAGGGGCUCGGUGGUCUCUCAGGGCGAGGCGAGGCCGCCGGUGCGAGGCGAGCUGGGCCGAUCCUACAGCGACGAGCGCCCACAGGUGUACAUCGGUCGCACAGGGCAGCGGUACGGCUUCUCCCCCUCCAAGUGGGCGAACCCCUUCAAGGUGACGAAGAUGAUGCCGAGGAGCGAGGCCAUCGCGAACUACGAGAGCCACCUGCGCGACUCGCCCGAUCUGCUGGCCUGCUUGCCCGAGCUCUCGGGCUGUCGCCUCCUGUGCCACUGCAGGCGAGGGCAGCGCUGCCACGGGGACGUGCUGGUCAAGGUGUGGUCGGAGACGGUGCCGAAGGCGACGAGAGGAGUAGACACGCUCAUGCCGGAGGGUGCUGGUACGGCUUGCUGGGUAGUGUGGCAGGUGUACAUCGACAACCUUGACGUGCUGGAGGUUACCGACGAGGUCUCCGCGGCGGCGCUGAAGGCACAGGGCCCCCCCGAGGUGGUGCAGCUGGCUUGCGAGAGGUACGCGCAGCGGGGCGUGCCCAGGAGCGAGGAUAAGGCAGUGUGCCGCGAGCCUGUCAGUCAAGCUUUGGGCGAGCUCAUUGACGGCACGAGGGGCGUGAUCAGCCCGCCCCUGGAGUUCGUGUACCGCCUGCUGGGCCUCACCUUCGCCACGCUAGAUCGGAGUGUGCUGACUCAGACUUGGCUGCAGGUGGUGGCGGGCCGCUGGGUGCGAGCGAUGAUGUUCAGGCGUGAGACGAUGUCCGUGUUCGACGACCUGUGGCGUGCCGUGGUGCGCUGGAGAGGCGAGCGCAGGUUGCCCGCUCCCGUUCAGAGGGAGCUGCUGCUGGCCGUGGGGCUCCUGCCGCUCAUGAGGUGCGACCUCAGGACGCCCGUGAGCGGGCUCGUCACCGUGUCCGACGCCAGCAUGCGCAAGGGGGCGGUGUGCCGGGCUGUGCGCCUGUUCCCACACGGCGUUGAGGCAGCCAAGGCUUCUCGCAGGCGCCAGGUGGGGCGGCUGCAGGACGAGGGCGUGCUGCUGUCGCUCUUCGACGGGAUCGGAGGUGGAAGGCGGGCCCUCGACAUGCUGGGGCUGAGCGUGGCCGUGUAUGCCGCGUCGGAGACGGACCCAGAGGCCUGCCGCGUGGUGAAGUACGCGUGGCCGGACGUGGUGGAGCUGGGCGACGUCGCAAAGCUGAGCGCGCAGGACAUCGCCAAGAUCCGGGACAGGGCCCCUCACGUGCGCUGGGUUCUCCUUUUUGCUGGAGCUCCCUGCGUGGACCUCACCAGGCUGAGCGUCGACAGGCAAGGGCUGUCAGGAGCGAGGUCGGGCCUCUUCUACGAGAUCAAGCGGGUGAAGUCGCUGGUGAAGGAGGUGUUCUCCGUGGAGGUCGAGGUGUUCGACUUGAUCGAGAAUGUGUCCUCCAUGACGGCCGAGGAUCGCGACACGAUGUCAGAGCACAUGGGGCUGGCCCCGGUGAUGAUCGAUGCCGCCGACAUCUCCCACGUUCGCCGAGAGAGGCUCUACUGGUGUGACACCGACCUCAUGACGCCGUGGCAGGGCGAAGUCAGUGUGAAGAGUGAGGUGGUGAAAGUGACGAUCCCUGGAGGUCCAGGCCCGCUGGGCCGCUGGCUGCGCCCUGGGCGAGAGUGGUCAGGAGCCGAGGUUCCUGAGCAGCGUCUGCCCACCUUCGUGAGGUGCAUCCCGCGCGGGCGUGCCGGCGACAAGCCGAAAGGCCUGCACCAGUGCAGCGAGGCCGAGCUGGAGCGUUGGCGGAGGCACGACUUCUGCUACGCGCCGUACCAGUUUCGAGAUCCUCACUGUCUUCGAUGGCAAGGAGGUGCGCUGGAGCCUGCCGACUCCUUUGAGAGAGAGAUGUUGAUGGACUUUCCACCUGGGCACACGGCGACAGCGCGGGCCACAAGAUUCCGCAAGCUGGCUGAGCUCGAGGUGGUACGAUGCGCCCUGCUGGGCAACUCGUUCCAGUGCGGCGUGGUGGCCUGGAUAGUGGCGCACUGGGCUCACCGACACGGCUACCUGGACACGGUCCCCACGAUAGCGGAGGCGCGCGCGGUCGGAGGCGCCUUCGACGCUGCCGAGGGCCUGGUGCAGGUGGCCAAGGAGGGCGACGACAGCGGGGUCGUGAUCAGGGACCGUGGCCUCGAAGAGGCCGAGGCGCAGGCGGACCCAAGCAUUCAGAUCGUGGAGGAGCUGAUCCGGCGAGCUGAGGUGAGGGGCUCGGACGUGCGCCUCGACACGCUGGAGGUCAUGCGCCCUGACUUGUGGCCACGCCGCCCGAUCAGCGUGAGCCGCUGGACGUGGAAGACAGUGCUGGUCUGGAAGUGGAGGUGGAAGAGCCACAUCACGGCGCUGGAGGUGCUGAGCACGCUGGCAGGCCUUCGCUGGCGCUUCAGAGUGGGCCAUCACCUUGGCACGAGGUUCGCUCAUCUGAUGGAUUCGCAGGUUGGACUUGGUGUGAUAUCGCGGGGGCGCUCGUCCUCGCAUCUGCUCAACGCAGCCGUCAAGAGGAUCUCAGCUCUGGUCCUGGCGGCGUCGGCAAGACCGAUUUACGGGUACACCGAGACGGACAAGAACCCAGCCGACGACCCCUCGCGGGAAGGCGGCCCGUCAGGUAACAGCAAUGCCGAGAUGCCACAAAGAGCACCACCCAUGCCAGAGUAUGUGCUGAUGUCACUUGCCACGGUGGCUCGGUCCUGGAGUCGAAACGACGUGGCGGUGCUGCUUGUGAUUGGCUACUCCGUAUUUUUGCGAACAAUGGAGCUUCUUACUCUUCGUAAGUGGCAGCUGCAGUUCAGCAACGACGGCCUCAGCCUUGUCAUAGCCCUGCCGGUGACCAAGGCAGGCAAGAGACGGCACUGCGAGGAGUCGGUCACACUCCACGACGCUAGGACAAUGGCACGGGAAGUGCUGCGGGGAGCUGCGGGCGCGCGGGCUUCUGCAGACAGAUUGGUGUACAAGUUAAAGGACGAGCUUGGUUCAUCGAGGAGAGAGAUCGCCAGGCUGCAGGACCUGCUGCAUCGCAAUUCCGCCAGCGACCCACACGAAGAGGAGCUGCUCCGCCGCUGGGGAGGUAUCAAGCCCGUCUUGCGGGCCCAGCUCCGAGCCCGCGACGGUGUCGAGACAUCCCUGACGGACGCCGACAUCCUGUGCCGCAACAAUUCUGAACAUGCUGCCGCUGCGCCGAACCCUGCGGCCCGCUGCGAGGAGCUCAGACGCGACCAGAAGGCGGAGCGCCUGGCCCCGCCACGGGCCUUGGUUGGGCGCACAAUUUCGGUGAAGGAGCUGCGUGCCGACGCCGAUGCCUUCAUUCCCUCUUGCGGAGUGUGGGAGGCGCUGGACUGCAAGGAGCCCUUCCCGCUGCAGGGCGAGCUGGAUGAGGGACACUGGGGCAUGCGCUGCACCUGCGGUGCCGUGGCGUUCUCUGGCGAGCUGUUCGCCUGCCGAGGACAAGGCCGCAGGGAGACGGAGCCCCGUCAUCCAGAUAUUGUUGCAGCUGAAAGGGCCAUGAAGGUCGCGGCGCUCGAGCGGAUCGACUACGAGCAGUGGGUCAACGCGCCCGCGCGGGCGCUCGGCAGCAGGCACCUCCAGGCGCGGCCGUUCGUGCGCAAGGUGGAGCGGCUAGCCCAGGCGGGCCGCGCGGGCGCCUCCGUGCCCGACACCUUUUUCGUGGAGCAGCAGGUCGUGAGGAACGACCCCGAGGCCGAGGAGGAGCUCGACGAUGCGUCACUCGUGCGGGCCCUCGGCGAAUCGAUGCGCGCGCUGGACAGCGUGCUGCGGGACUACCAGUUUGGGCGUGCAGGCCACAUCCGCGGCCGCCGAGGCUUGCGGGCGCUCGCGAAGGCGCGGUUUGGCCGCGCGUCGGAUUCCAGGCGAGCCGCCGAGGGCGGCGACCGCUGUGCGCGAGGCACGGCGUGCGCGGCGCGCGGCGCCGCGGGCGGGGCGCCCCCCGGCCGUGAGCGCCAUGCCCUGGCCGCGAGCGCCAUGCCCCGGCCCCCCUCGCGCGGGCCGUGGCCCGCGCUGCUGCUGGCUGCGGCGGCCGCGGGGGCCCUGCGCUGCGGGCAGGCCGCCUGCGCCGAGGAGUUCUGCCCAUGCACCUGCAGCACAACCACAGCAACAUCUACCAUGACUUUCAGCAGCAUGUCAAUCACGGCCACCACUGGUACAUCGACUGAGACUGCCACAAGUUGGACAGCGACGAGAACAACAUCCAGCUCUCUGACAAGUACCAGCACUCUGACACGUACUAGCACUUCGGCUACCAGAAGCAGUUCGACAGAGAGCAGCAAGUCCACGAGUGGGACCAGCAGCGCGAGUCAGAGCAGCACGACGGGGACAGGCACGACAGGGACCAUAAGCAGUACGACGGAGAGCAGCAGCUCCACCUUGAGCUCCGCGAGUGGGACCAGCAGCGCGACCGAGAGCAGCAGCAGCAGCACGACGGAGAGCAGCAGCUCCACCUUGAGCUCCACGAGCGGGACCAGCAGCACGAGUGAGAGCAGCAGCAGCAGUACGACGGAGAGCAGCAGCUCCACCUUGAGCUCCGCGAGUGGGACCAGCAGCGCGAGUCAGAGCAGUACGACGGGGAGCAGCAGCUCCACCUUGACCUCCGCAAGUGGGACUUCUAGCACCAGCCAUAGCAGCACGACGGGCACCAGCACAAGUACGACGGAGAGCAGCAGCUCCACUGUGACCUCCGCGAGUGGGACCAGCAGCACGACCGUAUCCAGCAGCAGUUCGACGGAGAGCAGCAGCUCCACUUUGAGCUCCACGAGUGAGACCAGCAGCGCGAGUCAGAGCAGCACGACGGGGACAGGCACGACAGGGACCAUAAGCAGUACGACGGAGAGCAGCAGCUCCGCCUUGAGCUCCGCGAGUGGGACCAGCAGCACGACCGAGAGCAGCAGCAGCAGCACGACGGAGAGCAGCAGCUCCACCUUGACCUCCGCGAGCGGUUCCAGCAGCACGAGUGAGAGCAGCAGCAGCAGCAGUACGACGGAGAGCAGCAGCUCCACCUUGAGCUCCACGAGUGGGACCAGCAGCGCGAGUCAGAGCAGCACGACGGGGAGCAGCGGCUCCACCUUGACCUCCGCAAGUGGGACUUCUAGCACCAGCGAUAGCAGCACGACGGGCACCAGCAGCAGUACGACAGAGAGCAGCAGCUCAACCUUGAGCUCCGCGAGUGGGACCAGCAGCGCGAGUCAGAGCAGUACGACGGGGAGCAGCAGCUCCACCUUGACCUCCGCGAGCGGGACUUCUAGCACCAGCCAUAGCAGCAGGACGGGCACCAGCACAAGUACGACAGAGAGCAGCAGCUCCACUGUGACCUCCGCGAGUGGGACCAGCAGCACGACCGUAUCCAGCAGCAGUUCGACGGAGAGCAGCAGCUCCACUUUGAGCUCCACGAGUGGGACCAGCAGCUCGAGUCAGAGCAGCACGUCGGGGACAGGCACGACAGGAACCAUAAGCAGUACGACGCCGAGCAGCAGCUCCACCUUGAGCUCCGCGAGUGGGACCAGCAGCACGACGAGGACCCUGACGACAGGUACAAGAAGCAGUACGACGGACAGCAGCAGCUCCACCUUGACCUCCGCGAGUGGGACCACCAGCACCAGCCAUAGCGUCACGACCAUAUCCAGCAGCAGUACGACGGAGAGCAGCAGCUCCACCUUGAGUUCCACGAGUGGGACCAGCAGUACCACCGUAUCCAGCAGCAGUUCGACAGAAAGCAGCAGCUCAACUCUGUCUUCUGCGAGUGGGACCAGCAGCAUGACGGUGACCCGCACGACAGGUACACGUAGCAGUACGACGGAGAGCAGCAGCUCCACUCUGUCGUCUGCGAGUGGAGUCAGCAGCACGACUAGUUUGACCACGACAGGCACACGUAGCAGCAGGACGGAGAGCAGCAGCUCAACUUUGACCUCCGCGAGUGGGACCAGCAGCACAAGUGAGAGCAGCACAACCAGUACCAGCAAGUCCGGAACCAGUAGCAGUGCGACGGAGAGCACCAGCUACAUUACGAUCGCGUCUAGCAUCAGCUCAACAACAGCUACCACCAGUUCGGGAGGGUGGGACGAACUGAUCGUCACGCUGACCAUCUUGAACGUCGAAUACACCACGAUUCAGGCGCGGCCUUCGCUGCUGGGCGCGGUGACGGCCGCGGUCAGGGAAGCACUCGUCUCAGUGGUGGGCCUUGGUGUCACCCAGGAGCAUGUCGUCGUGGAGCUCUCGGCGGGCUCCGUGGCCGUCCACGCCGUCAUCCGCGCCCCCAGUGCGGCGUCCGCGCUGGGCGCCGCCCCAGCCGACAUCGGCGAAGCCGUGGUGGCCGAGGUGCUCUCCGUGGAUGAGAUCCAGGCCGUCGCCACCGGCCUCGUCUCCGCUGCCAACGUCUUCGUCUCCGCCCGCGGGGCAGGGAACCCCGACGCCACAGCCCCCGGCGGCAGCGACGGCGCUGGCCUCUGGCCCCUCAGCGGCUCGCCGGGCCUCUCCAAAUCGCGCGUCGGGGCCCGCCCUCGCCGGGAGCGGCGGCCUCCCCGCCGCGGCGGCGGCUCCGGGGCUCCAGGGCGCGCUCGCGGUGCUCUGCGGCCUGGUCGCGGCGCACGCCGCCGCCGCCCUGGCGGCGUGGCGGUCCGCCAGGAGCAGCUGCUCCGUUGCCCCGGACCCCGUGGGCGGGGCCGACGAGGCGAGCGGCGGCGCCGCCGCGCAGGGCAGCGAGGCCAAGGCCCUGGCCGAGGAGUGGGCCCACGGCGACCUCGGCGGCGGCCUCGCGGCCCACUUCGCGGUGGAGUGCCUGCUGGUGGUGCUGGCCGCCCGCGUAGGUCUCUGCGACCUGCGGCUCGCCGAGCUCGAGCGGGCGGCCGGCGCUCCCGGGGGCAGGCCGCCCUGCAAGCGGCCGGCGGUGUGCCUCGCGGUGCGGCGCCGCCUCCUCGGCACCCUCUCCGUCGAGCAGCGCCGCGCCAGCGGCGCCGGCGGUGGUGUGCGCGGCGGGGCGCGCCGCUUCUGCGGGGACUGCUGGCAGCUCUUCCGGGAGGCCCACCCGCUGCUGCGGCUCGGCCUCCGCAGCGUGGGCGUCACGUGGCAGUGGCGAGUGGCGCUGCUGUCGUGCGCGUCGUUCUGCCCGCUGGCGCUGGCGAUGCUCUGCCUCGCAGUGCUCGUCAAGGAGAGCCCGCCGCGCGGCGUGGUGGGCGUCGCCGCGGGCCUGGUGUCCACUGCGUGGGCGGCCACGGUGGAGCGCGCCGGGCACGCGCGCGGGCAGCGCGGCCUGCGCGCGCGCCAGCCAGCGGCGCAAGCGGCGUGGAUGCUCUCCGGCAGCUGCGCGCUGCUCAUGGUGGGCUUCGCGGGCGCCGCUGA